Molecule: messenger RNA, 7869 nt
Organism: Paramacrobiotus metropolitanus
Lineage: Eukaryota; Metazoa; Tardigrada; Eutardigrada; Parachela; Macrobiotidae
Product: WD repeat and FYVE domain-containing protein 3-like
Molecular function (GO): protein binding
Source: RefSeq, a predicted model, not a curated record
GUGUUUGGGUAUUUGAGCGGGAUCAUCGAGACGAUCACCACGGCGAUGCGGUAUGAGCCGUCGAACGCCAAGCAUUUCCAGACGGAGAUCAGGUGGACGGCGCUGACCGAUGCGCUGCGACUGAUCGGCUGCUUUUCCGGCACGCGCGUGCUCCCGAAAAUCCUGGACAAUCCCGAGCAAAAGAGCGGCGAUGAUGGGGAUUUUGGCGCGACGUUCUUCCAUCCGGAGACGGUGGCUUUUGGGGCGGACGCGCUGCACUGCGCCUGUUUAGUCUUCCGCUGUUUGUACUUGAUGGCCCUGGACGGCUACCGGCACGGCUGGGCCGACAACUUCGAGGCGCUCCUCAGCGACGCCGCCAUCGUGCACGCCGGCGCCGUCCUCGUCAUCCUCGAUCUCCUCCCCUCCCUCACUCCCCAACAUUCCAAUUGGAUGUCGUUGUUGGUGUUCGUGUCGGAGCUGCUGAAAUCGCUGGUGCGGCACGAGCGCAACCAGCAGUUGAUGUGCGAGGCCGGGAUGGUGCAGGAUCUCUUAUCCGUCUGCGAAGCGGCCCUGGCGGAUGAGGAGCACCCCCUGAACCCUUUUAUGCAGUACAUCCUCGAGCGGUUGGCGGCGCAGAGUCUGCGUCCGCGCGAACUACGGAAUCUGUUGCGGCUGCGCUUCGUGCAAUCCGGCUGUCAGCUGCCGUUGUCGCGCAUCAAGACCCUCGUGUCGAUGAUCAGUCUGCGCGACCGCGAGAGCACCAUGCCGCCGGCCUUCGUCGAGUUCGACCUGAGUUACGAGGGCUUCGGGGGGCUCUACCUGCCCUCUAUCGCGCCGCAGAGCCCGCCCACCUUCGCGCUGCACGGCAGUCUCGCCGCCAGCGAACCCGCAGGCAUCGUCGGCGGCAUCGGCAGCGGUCUGCGCGUGUUCCCGCCGGCGGGCGGCCUGAGCCUGGUGACGUGGUUCUGCGUGGACAGUUGGGCGGCCGGCGAGAGCAUCCGGCUGCUGGACGUGACGCGCCAUCUGGCCAAGCCGGCCGACAACCUCACCUGCCUCUCCGUGCACUUGAUCCAGCCCGGCAACAGCAGCGGCAACGGCGGCGGCGGCAUCAAGCUGCUGGUGUCGACGCGCGAGCACAACAGCGCCGAGAACCCCGAGGCGGAGGCCGGCGGCGACACCGUGCUGGCCGACGUCGGCGUGCUGAGGGAGCAGGAGGGCCACUGGCACUGCAUCGUCGUUGCACUGGGCAAGACACUAGUGAAAUCGGGAUAUUGCAACAUCUACCUGGACAGCCGUAAUCUGGGCCAGUUCAAACUAGCCUACAUCCCGCAGAAUCCGGGCGGCGGCGCGGCCCAUUUGGCCACAGCGGCGUCCAUUUCCGGCACGGUGGGCACCCAGCCCAUCCAGCGCAAAGCCUGCAAACUGCGCUGGCGCCUGGCCAACAUGUUCCUGUUGGAAGAGGCGCUCAACCAGGCGCAGGUGAGCCUGUUAUCCUCGCUGGGCCCCGGCUACCACGGCAACUUCCAGGACCCGCAGUGCGCCGCUUUAAAUCUCCCCGACGACAAGGUGCUCCUCGGACUGAAUCCCUUAAUGGUCACCGAGAUGUCCGUGGCCCGCAUAAGGAAAAUCUACAAUAAAGACGACAGCAAGUCCAUCGCCCGGCAUCUGGCGCUGUCCUCGCACGACGCCAGCACGCCCGUCAAGUUGAUCCACAAUUCAGCGGCGCAUCUGCGCGGGACCGCCCGCGGCAUCGGCUCCGCCGUGGUCGGCUAUCUCGGGGUGCGGCUCUUUUCCCCGCGCCCGGCGCACCAGGCGCUGCUUCCCAUCGGCGGGAUUUGGCCGCUCCUCGGGAUGGUGGGCAUGGCCAACGACACGGAGUACGUGUACGCGGCGAUGAAGUGCUUGUUCUGCGCCAUCCGCACCAACAGCUUCCUGCGCGAUCAGAUGGUCAGCGCCGGCGGCUUCCAGUUCGUGGGGAUGAUGCUGAAGCGGAAGAAGGAGUGCCUGAACGGACACGUGCUGCACCUGGCCUUCUCCAUGAUGGCCGUCACCGGCCAACACACGCCCCACGCCGCCGCCAUGCUGCCGGCCACUGCCACGGCGGCCGGGACGCAGCCGGGCGCCGAGCGCGAGGUUGCUGCCCGCGAGAAUCUCGGCGAUCGCAAGGCCCUCGAGGAUCUCCUCUCCGACAUCCAGUUGUGGCAGUCUUGCAACGCGGAGCUGCAGCGCUCGCUCCUGGAGCAUUUCGUGGAAAUGUGCAAAGAGGGCAACUCCAGCGCGAAACUGCUAUGCGAAAGCGGCCUAAUCCGCAAGGUCUUCCAGUUCCUGCUCAUCUCCGCCGGCAACGACGCCCUGGACCCGCAGGUCCUCCAGACCGCCGGCGAGCUCCUCCGUCUCUUGCUAAAGAGCUCCGGGAAGAGCAACAGCGACGUGUUAUCCUUCGCGCAGUACCUCAUCUGCAGCAUCCCCUCCACGGCCGAGUCCCGCCUCACCCCCGCCGUCGCCAUCCGCAACACGGGCCUCACCAUCAUGCGGCACCUCUCCGAGACCUACGCCGACCUGGUCUCGGCCUUUCUCGGCUUCGACUGGCUCCUGUCCUUCCUGCACCCGCCCUCCACUCCACUCCUCGUCCUGGUCCUGGAGACCCUCACGGACCUCUUACUCACCCACCCGGCCAACCUGGCCACCUUCCGGGACGGCCGGCACUUCGGGUCGUGGCUGCGGGACCCGGCGCCGCGCCGCCACCGCUCCGAGGCGCACCGCCUCAUCCCCAGCCACCAGUCCAGCCUCCAGCCCAACCUGGAGCUGGUGGCGGUGUCCGGGUGGACGGCGCUGCAGCUGCUGCUCCCGGAGGUGGCGCGGCUGAGUGUCGCCUGGAUGAACGUGCUCGGGCUCUUCGUCGGGCGCCGCGCCGACGUCCGCGAGGACCCCGAGGUGGCGCUGACGCUGGACAGUGUGUGGUGGAACCUCUUCCAGACCAGUCCGGGGAUGGCCAUCAAGCUGAAGGACUGCCACAUCGUCUGCCCGGAAGCGGUCUACGUCCUGCUGUCCAUGGUGCGCGGAUGCAUCGAGCAAGGGAGUUCCGACAACGCCAACUGUGUCCUGCAAGUGCUGAUCUAUAUGUACCAUAAUUGGACGGGAUUCUCGCUGUUCGCCGCCACGCCCGAGUUUGUCGGGGCGCUGGCCGGGUGUCUCUUCACCGCGAAUGAAGAGGAUCCGCUCUUUAUUAACAAAGCGUCCAAUUCGCGCCGGUUGCUUCUCGAUCUGCUGCGGAUGCUCGUCACGGAUUCGCUGGCGUUGCCGGCGGAAAAAUGUCAAUUAAUCACGGAAUCUUGGCUGGAGGCGGCGCCGGACACCUGCAAAGCCUCCCAGGUCAACGCCUACCAGACGGAGAUGGCCGCGGUGCUGAUGGAACACCUCCUGGCCCUCAACGUCCUGGUGGACACCUCCGGAUGUGGUCCACCCUCCGGCCACCGCCACCACGUCCCGCCCAACAUCUUCCAACUGGCGCAGCGCCUCGUCGACAAACUGUGGAAGGGCGCCCUCCCCAAACUGGACAUGCCCAUCCUGGACUUCCUCCUCCAACUGUUGACCGCCGGCGUCCGGGACGCCCCCUCCCGCAUCCCGGCGGGCGUCCUGGACGCCGGGUUCGCCGCGCUGGACCGCCUGCUCAUCUGGCAGAUCGCCCGGCCCACCGACACCGUUACCAACCAGAUGGCCGUCCUGGACGCUCUCCACAAACUGGUCGACCACCGCGGGCUGAUCUUCCACCCGGGGAACCAGGACCCGGGGUUCCUGGGGGCGUUGGCGUACUGCCUGAGCCUGAUUGUGGACCGGGUGCCCAUCAGCAUCGAAUCUGGGACGGGGAGCACCUGGCACGCGUACCCGGAGAGCGGCGGCGCCGUGGCGGAGGGCUGGGGGCUCCUGGAGUCCGCCGCGGGGUCCCUGUGGGGCGUGGUGGUGGAGUCGCGGGGCGGGGCGUUGCGGGAGAUGCUGCGGCCGCCCCGGGGGGUGCUAGAGAGCGACCUCCGGGACGUCAAGGAGUUCGUGCGGGAGGUCACCGCGAAGUAUUGGUCGGCGUUCCUCGACGCCGGGGAGCGGCGCAGUCAGCCGGCGCCGACGCCCGCCCCGGGCGGCGGGGUGGGCAUGAACAUGGCGGCGGUGAAGAAGGCGCUCCCGAGCUCCUUAGUGCGCGCGUACACCAUCCGGCAGAAGGCGCUGCUGAAGCAGGCGACCCUCCCGCCGGCCAAGAUCAGUCCGGCGCUGUUCCUGCACCAACUGCGCCUGCACUGCCUGCUGGUCAGCCAGUACGUCGCCGAGCAGCUGAGCCAUUUGCAGCGCGCGCAGAGCAGUCUGAACCGGCUGGUGGAGGACGAGUGGGCGCAGUGCGAGAGCGAGCAACUGUUAAGGGAGCGGGCGCUGUGGGGGCCCGAGGAGCCCUGGAGACUGGCCAAGUGGAUGCUGGACAGCAGCGAGGGGCCCAUGCGCGUCAGGAAGAAGCUGGUCGACAACGCCGACUUCUUCACGCACUACGCCUACCGCGAGAUAAUAGCCCCCGGGGGCGAGACGGAAGGCGGCAAGCAGAAGGUGCGCUACCCGGUCAGCUGGGACUCCAAAGCGUAUUUCGAGGAAGAACAAGCCGGUGGUCGCGUUAAAACUCUCCUGCGAACCACCACGAAAAAGUCGGAGCAAAGCGACGGCGCUGCGAUGGAGACGCCCAACGGCGCCACAGACGAGGACGCUACCGCGCUAGACGACAUGGAGGAAGAGCAGGAAAAGGGCGAGGAGGAGGAGGAAGAGGAGGGCUCGGACGACACGGUGAUCCGGCGUCUGAUGGAGGAGGGCGACACCAUUAAUUACGCAUUUCGUUGCGCUCGUGUCGAGGGCCUGGACGCCUACGAAGGCCUGAUGCUGCUCGGUAGAGAGCAUUUUUAUCUAAUCGACGGGUUCACGCUCCUCUCCACGCGCGAGAUCCGCGACAUCGAGUCCAUCCCCGUGGCGCAGCGGGAGCCCGUCCUCCCCUCCGUCAUCGUGGGGAAACGCCGGCGACAGAAAUUCCAUUACGAGGAGAUUCGGGAGGUGCUGCGGCGGCGUUAUUUGCUGCAGCAGAUCGGCGUGGAGAUUUUCUGCACGAAUGGGCGCACCAAUUUCCUGGCCUUCCCGCGGCACACCAUCGAGCGGGUCUUUGCGCGGUUAAUCGCGUUGGCGCCCAAUUUGACCGACUCGGCGUCGGCGUCCGUCGCCGGCCAGAAACGCAGCGCUCAGGUGGAGCCGCACUCCGGACUGCUGUGGAGCCUGAUGGGCGACACGUCGGUGACGCAGCGGUGGGUGCGCGGGGAGAUCAGCAACUUCCAGUACCUCAUGUUCCUCAACACGCUGGCCGGCCGCAGCUACAACGACCUGAUGCAGUACCCGGUCUUCCCCUGGAUCCUGGCCGACUACGACAGCCCCGUGCUGGACCUGCAGCAGCCCGCCACCUUCCGUGACCUUUCCAAGCCCAUGGGCGCGCAGACGGACGAGCGGCUGUCCAACUACGUCAAGCGCUACAAGGAGUGGGAUCCCCACACCAAGGACACGCCCUUCUUCUACGGCACGCACUACUCCACCGCCAUGAUCGUCGCCAGUUAUUUGCUGAGACUCGAGCCCUUCGCGCAGUAUUUUCUGCAUCUACAGGGCGGAAAUUUCGAUUUGGCGGACCGGAUGUUCCAUUCGGUGGGGGACGCGUGGCUGUCGGCAGCCAAGAACAACAUGGCCGACGUGAAGGAGUUGAUCCCCGAGUUCUUCUAUUUACCGGACUUUUUGCUGAACGCCAACCGGUUCGAUCUGGGCGUGAAGCAGAGCGGCGUGCAGCUGGACGACGUGGUGUUGCCUGCAUGGGCGCGCGGCGACGCCCGCGAGUUCAUCCGCGUCCACCGCGAGGCGCUGGAGUGCGACUACGUCUCCGCGCACCUCCACGAGUGGAUCGACCUCAUCUUCGGCUACAAACAACAAGGCCCGGCGGCGGUGGAGGCCAAGAACCUGUUCCACGGGUGGAUGUACGAGGGCGCGGUGGACCUGGACAACAUGAGCGAUCCGCUGGAGAAGCAGGCCUUCAUCGCCUUCAUCAACAACUUCGGCCAGGUGCCCUCGCAGAUCUUCAAGAAACCGCAUCCGGUCAAGAAAGUGGCCGCCGGUCGCCAGGAUCUCGUCUUCCACAACGUCGCCCGGCUGCAGCCGGUCCUCUUGGCCGGCAAAGAGCUGCGCAGUCCGGUGGGGCACAUUGUGUCGCUGGAGAAGUCCUGCCUGCCGAUGGAGCAGAACAAGGCGCCGAUCCCUCCACACUACUCGCGCUACUUAGCCUGGGGCUUCCCCGACCACAGUCUGCGCAUCUGCAGCUUCGAGGCCGACCGCCCGCUAGCCGUCUUCGAGCUGCGCGACGAGGACGAGGUGCUGUGCGCGGUGUGCCCCAGCGCCGACGUGUAUUUAGUCGCCGGGAUGAGCGGCGUCAUCGGCGUGUACACGCUGGCGCGCCGCCGCCGCCUGAUCCUCAACAAACACCUGUACGGCCACUACGAGCCGGUGACGUGCCUGGCCGCCAGCGCCGUCUACUCCCUGGCCAUCAGCGGCUCCAAGGACCGCACCUGCAUCGUCUGGAAUCUCCAGGGACUGACCUUUCUCCGCCAGCUGCGCGGACAUCCCUUGACCGUCUCCGCCGUGGCCAUCAACGAUCUCACCGGCGACAUGGCCAGCGCGGCCGGGACGUUCCUCUUCUACUGGGACAUCAACGGGCAGCUGCUGGCCAAGCUGGACGUGUCCGGCGGGCAGGCGCUGGCCAGCGAGCAGAUCCUGUGCGUGGCCUUCAGCCAGGCCAGCGAGUGGGACCCCGCCAACGUCCUCGUCACCGGCGGCAACGACGGCCUGCUGCGCCUGUGGUCCGAGGAGCUCGUCCCGGCCUGCCACCUCCCGCCGGACCCCGCCGACGCCCCGGACCGCCUCUCCGUCGACCCCGGGCGCCGCGACAGCGAGGAGGAGGACGAGGAGGCCGACGUCCGCGAUCCGGUGGUCAGUCUGCGUCGGCUGAGCAUCCACGGGAGCGUCAGUGCGGCGGCCAUGGGCGGGCGCGCGGGCCCCCUCCAGCCGCAGGACACGGAGGAGCUGCCCUCGCCCGUCAAGGACGACUCCCCGCUGGCCGCGGAGCCCCCGCCGCCCUCCCCUCUCCCGCAGAUGUUGGCGCACGACAUCGCGGUGCUGCACCAGGCGCUGCACGACCACCUGCCGCCCCCCGGGGGGCGCGCCGUGUCCCCCGCCCCGCCCGCCAUCGUGCUGGAGGCCCCGCGGCCCGACCAGCUGCAGCGGCGCCUGACGCUGCGGGCCACGCUCAACAUCCCGCUGGCGCUGAGCCGGAAGGGGCCCGGCAGCGGGGGCGGGGCCCCCAAGGGCGGCCAGGUGUCGGUGACGGCGGUGGCCUUCAGUCGCGAUCACAAGGCGUUGUACGUCGGCGAUUCCGCGGGCCGCGUCAGCGCCUGGCUCACCGGCUGAUCCAAACGGGAGUUAUCGGGAUUUUCCGGAUGGAAUUGUAAUUAUUCAGCGCCCGGCUCAACGGCGGAAUUUUAGCGGGAUUUUUCGGGAGAAAUUAUAAUUAUUAUUUGACUCGGUUGGGUGAUGUUGAAGGGUCUUGAUUUCGUGGCGAUCUCAGUGAUUUCUCAGCGGGGCUUCGUUUUCUGCGCUGUCUUUUGUCGUGUCCGGUGACUCGUUGAGUGAAUGUUAUGUGCGCGUUGCUUGUUGUCGUUACUCGUUAGUCGUCGGUUGUCCUCUUGCCCGGUGUCCAGUCCGUCGAUAUUCAUUUUAUGCUGUUUUUUUUCCGUGUUAGACACCGCGUUUUAUGCCACUGUAAAGUUCCAAUCAAUAAAA